AUGGAGAGUGAGGAGGUCGGACUGUGCUUCCCUCACCUCCUCAACAGCUCGUGCAGAAGGGCCCAAAGUCACUCACCCGAGGCUGUGCUCAUCUACACAGUGCUCUUCCUCCUCUCCCUGCUCACGGCCACACUCAACCUGCUCGUCAUCGUCUCCAUCGCACACUUCAGACAGCUCCACUCCGCCACUAACCUCAUCCUCCUCUCACUGGCUGUCUCAGACUUCUUCAUCGGCCUCGUGGUGGUCCCGGUGGAGACCUUUAUGUGGAAAAGUUGCUGGCUUUUCGGAGACUUGCUGUGCCUCCUCUACUUCCUCCUCCCCAUCACGUUAAUCAUAUCGUCCAUCAUCAGCGUCGUUCUCAUUUCAGUCGAUCGCUACGUCGCCAUCUGUCACCCCAUGCACUACCACACCAGGAUAACGAUGAAACGCGUCCAAGUCACCGUCUGUGUUAGUUGGGUUUACUCGUUUUUCUUCGCCGUGGGCAUACUUCACGAAAACUAUUACAACUUAGGCGCGUACAAGUCCUGCCACGGCGAGUGUCUGAUAACCAUAGCUGUUGCUGCCGAUCUUGUUUUGGGUUUUUUCAUUCCUAUUUCCAUUAUCGUUAUCAUGUAUUUGCUGGUGUUUGUCGUGGCCGUGUCCCAAGCCAGAGCCAUGCGUUCAAAAGUCGCAACAGUCACAUUUCACAGCACGCAAUCCAAGAAAUCUGAAAUUAAAGCGGCAAGAAACUUAGGCAUUUUAGUCCUGGUUUACCUCAUGUGUUACUCUCCGUACUGUGUGGUGCUCGCCGGGCAGCCUAUUUUGGUUGGCAUGUCUCUUGAAGUGAUCAUGAUUUUUGUGAUGUACGUGAACUCAUGUUUAAAUCCGCUUAUUUAUGCCCUGUUUUAUCCCUGGUUUAGAAAAGCCACUAAAAUCAUAGUCACGUUAGAAAUACUUAAACCCGGAUCACGUGAUUUUAAGAUUAUCUAG
Molecule: messenger RNA, 969 nt
Organism: Boleophthalmus pectinirostris (great blue-spotted mudskipper)
Lineage: Eukaryota; Metazoa; Chordata; Actinopteri; Gobiiformes; Gobiidae
Product: trace amine-associated receptor 4-like
Exons: 2
Coding region: 1-969 (322 amino acids)
Biological process (GO): G protein-coupled receptor signaling pathway
Cellular component (GO): membrane
Molecular function (GO): trace-amine receptor activity
Source: RefSeq, a predicted model, not a curated record